Ictalurus punctatus (channel catfish) is the source of this 2415-nucleotide messenger RNA. It is a transcript of the gene fam228a, whose product is annotated as family with sequence similarity 228 member A. The record is from RefSeq and is a predicted model, not a curated record. The coding region runs from base 1497 to 2240 and encodes 247 amino acids. The transcript is spliced from 8 exons. NCBI's taxonomy places the organism in Eukaryota, Metazoa, Chordata, Actinopteri, Siluriformes, Ictaluridae.
CCUUCACUGAAAUAGGAUAGUUUACUUUAAUAACAAGCUGACUAACAGUUUUUUUUUUUUUUAAUGUGUUUAAUUAGUUUAAACGAUAUUAGAAAAUAUUCUAAUCUGUCGAUGGAAAAGCUAUGUAAGUGUAAUGGUUGAACUCUUAAAAAAAAAAAAAACUUGUUCCUUUAUGUUUAACUUUAAACAUAUUAACGUUGCAGUUUAAGCUAGCUAAAUAACGUUCAGGUAAAUACAACGCAUACUAAACCAUAGGGGAGACCGGGUAUGGUUGCAGCACUUUUUUACCUCAGCACCUGUAAUUCACUGAAUUUAUGAGUUCUCAAACUUUUAUACAAAGAACCCACUUUUGUUUAGGACAAAUGGCACCAAUUCAAACCUCUGUAAGAAUAUCACAGAUCUUCUGAGUCGAAUAUAUAUGAGAUGUAACACAUGCUGGGGUAAGUUGUACCAAUUAGACAAAAGAAGCAAAGAAAAAUUGCUUCACAUGUUAACUGAGAAACUCCAGUUUCAGCUAAUAUAAGUCAUGAUUUUAUCUGGAAUAGUAUAAGUCGGAGGUUGGGAAACUUUUCAGCUGACAGAGACAUAAAAAAAUAAUAAUAAAAAAAAUAAUAAAAAAGAAAUGAUUUUUUUCUUUAAAGAGCCAAAGAAUAGUUUAACUUUUUUUUCUUUAAAAAAAUGUUUUCAUAUAUGUCUUCUUAUUAUUAUAGUUAUUAUCUUUACUAUUAUUGCAUAAUUAUAAAAAGUGAUAAUGUAAUAAAAGCCAUUUGACAGUUUGCAUGCUCUUGACCUAACAGCCCGCACUUCACCUAAUAGGCCUGUAGGUGGCACUUGGACUUCAUUUAAACCAACUAUGAUCGUUUCAUCAAAUGGUAAAUCAAUACAGGAUGCAGUACGUAAAUAAGAGGAAAUUGAAUACUACUUACCAUUAAUGCGACUUCCACAAAUGUAAAUCCGUCUGUGCGUUCAGACUGGAAAGAACUAUACUCGUCGUCUUUUUUUUUUCUCUCUUUUAGCCAAACCCCUAUGUAGUUUUCAAUCGAUUUAUGAAUUAGACUGGGAAAUUUCCGCUCUCCUUCACAUUGUCCAGUGAACUUUGAGCUUGUUGUGCCGCAGGUUGGUGUAUUCGUGACAAACGGGCAUUGAUUAUGAAUUAUGUAAUAUUUUAAAAUAUGUAGUAUGUAGAGUUUUAAUUGAAUCGACACACAAGCUUUCGUGAUUCCUGUUUUUUUUUCUCUCGCCUUUGAGCCAAAGGCAAUAAUUGAAAAAGCCGUAUAUGGUUUGCGAGCCAUAGGUUCCCGACCCCUGGUAUAAGUAAAUAUAGUCUUGGUCAGAAAAUGUAUUUUCUUAACCUCAAAAUCCAAAAUUUUUCCUCUGUAGACUCUGUAUGCGCCUGUUUCCAGCCUUGACAGCCACCAUGUGGGAUCGGGGAGGAAGCGUGUAAACACUGAAAUGAUCAUACGACACCUAUCUUAUCCCUGAUUGGUGGAAUUGUAAUGCUGACUAAACGCAGAAAAGAUUACAGCGGCAUGAUAACCCUCCACAAACCUGUCCCACCACAUCUGCUCCACCAUACGUCUCCCAGAAGUGACGGGCAGAAGUCAUCAUCAGUACUGGAGAGUCCGUAUGUUAGAAGUGUGCCUCAGAAAACAUCCAGAGUCGUUAGACGCCCCGGAACAGAGGCUGAUGAGGCACACACACUCUUUCACCGCUCAGUAAAACGACUACAGGAUCAGUUCCUUUCAGAGCGACAGGAGGCCGACGCCAUCACACAGCCGCUGCUGGACACCGAGAACGGAUUCAUCAAGGAUCUGGAACGUUUCCUGAACCACAGAGACAUGCUUAGAGCGAGGAGGCGCGAGCUUCUGCACAAGCGCUGGACAGAGUGCGUGUGGUGGCCUGUGCAGCGCAGCCUCACAUGGCGUCAUUAUGAAGGGGCGGGGCCAGUGAACACGACGCACGCGGGCUACAUCGACUACAGCGAUAAGGUCAGCGCCGCUCCCUUGAUGGAUCCACUGUUCCUCCACUCACAUUCAAGGAUGAGGGAGAAGAGAGUGGUCCUUCACUGCCAGACAGGAUGUGUGGCGUCAGCGGAGGAACAGAGCAGGAACGAGAGAGAUCUGUACGGAGGAAGCUGGAGUCAAGGCCCUGUGUACAUGGCUACGGCGGAUGGGCGGUGCUACGGGCCUGAGUGCUGGUCCGCGAUUGGUCUGUCUCGCAGAUAUUCAAUUGAGUCAUGACGUGACACAGUGCAUCCUCUACCUCAUCCAAUCACGACUUUGAAUGACUUUCCAAGUUUCAGAUUGUGGUACAUUCUGUCUGUUGUAUGAUUCAUAAUGAACGUUAAUACAAAAAAAACAGGUUUAUUAUUAUUAUUAUUAUUAUUCGUCAAAUAAAAGUUUUAUUUCAAAUAAU